Molecule: messenger RNA, 1445 nt
Organism: Hylaeus volcanicus
Lineage: Eukaryota; Metazoa; Arthropoda; Insecta; Hymenoptera; Colletidae
Product: eukaryotic translation initiation factor 2 subunit 1-like
Exons: 9
Coding region: 144-1292 (382 amino acids)
Cellular component (GO): eukaryotic translation initiation factor 2B complex; multi-eIF complex; eukaryotic translation initiation factor 2 complex
Molecular function (GO): RNA binding; ribosome binding; translation initiation factor activity
Source: RefSeq, a predicted model, not a curated record
GUGUACAUGUGCAGUAAUUUACAGACGAAGCGCGUCUUAUAACGUUCAUCGUUUUUUGAUAAAAAGACCGACCGAACGUUUUCAAUCUGACACCCUUCUUCCUCAAAAAUUUUUUCUCUCAAAAGAAACCCCGUUUUUGCAGAAUGGCGCUAAAAAAAAAAAUAACGUGGCAACAAGGAUCUUCUCGAUUUGACCUGGGUGAUACCCGAUUUUAUGAAAAAGAAUUUCCAGAAAAAGGCGACAUAGUCAUUGUGAAAGUGAAGCGGGUUGCGGAAAUGGGUGCUUACGUUUCCUUGUUGGAGUACAGCGGUUUAGAAGGAAUGAUUUUGAUGUCAGAGCUUUCGAAAAGACGUAUACGAUCUGUUAAAAAAAUUGUUCGAGUUGGUCGUCACGAAGUUGUUCUUGUUUUACGUGUUGAUAAAGAAAAAGGAUAUAUUGAUUUGUCUAAAAAAAGAGUUGCCCCUGAGGAAAUACGUCGAUGUGAAGAACGCUUUUCAAAAAGCAAAAGGGUUCAUCAAAUCAUAUGUCAUGUAGCUCAAAAACAUCAUAUGCGUGCUGACGAUCUUAAUAAAAUUAUUACAUGGCCCCUUCAAAAGACAUAUGGCCACGCUCUGAAUGCUUUUAAGAAUCCGGAAUUCCUUACGACAAUCAUUCAUACAUUUGAUCUUUCAGAUGAAGUCAAAGAGUCACUUCUUGCUGAUAUUAAAUUACGAUUAGCUUCACAUACUAUGAAAAUGCGAGCCCGUGUUGACGUAUGGUGUUAUGGUCCGGAUGGAGUUGAGGCUGUUCGUGCUGCUUUGCUAAAAGCUAAAGAAGUGAUCUCUGCUGGUUAUGAAUCGGCGAAUGUUAAAAUUAAACUAAAAGCACCACCACAAUAUACCAUCAUAACAGAGUGUAUAGAUAAAGCAGACGGCGAGAAUCGUUUAAAUGCUGGUAUUCAAAGCAUGAUAGAGACAAUAUCUCAGUACCGAGGAGGUGACGGAAAACAACAAGGCGAAUUUUUAAUUAUUGGAGGUGAUGACGAUAAGCUUCUGGAAGGGACAGACGAUGAGAAUAAGAGCGACGACACUUCGUAUGAUGAUUCUGAGAGUGACUCGGAUGAUGAUGAAGAAGAAGAAGAGGAAGAAGAAGAAGAAGAAGAUCAAGGGAUGGGUCUCAUCGAAGAUGUUGAGGCUUUACCCGAAGGUCCCCAAGAUGAUAACGACAGUGACAGUGUGGAAAGUAAUGAAAGCUCUUCAAAAAACCGAAACCCAUCAACAGUUUUUGUGAAAAAAUGUGACGCAGAAGCAUAGCAAUCGACCACACAAAAAACAUUAAGUUAUUGGUGUGUAUUGCAUGAUUUUCAAAACAUAGCAAGGCUAAAAUUGUAAUGUAGUACAAUUUUGAUGUAGUCACUUUUUUAGCUUAUAAAAACCUGUGAAUGUACACAAUUUUUUUUUGUUGAA